AUCACUCUAGCAACUACGUACUCUCAUUACCACACUUCACUUUCCUUCUAAUAACCCUUUCUUUCAUAUAUAAAUAUAAUGAAAAAGUGCUUCAAAUUCAUUGUUGAGUAAAUUUUUAGGGCCAAGCUGGAACUGAAAAGAAGACCAAAUUAGUUAACCAAAACAGAUAUAUUACUUAGCUUCAAUUAUUUUCAGAGUAAGUGGUAGUACAACAUGGCUGGAAGCUUUAAAAAGUGUAUGCUUCUAUGUUGUUCGGCAAAAGUUUCGAAAGAAGAUAUGGGUAACGAAACAUACGAGGACGCCAUUGCCGGACUCACCAAGCUUCUCAGCGAGAAAAAUCACCUCGGGGAGGUCGCCGCCGCCAAGAUCAAACAACUCACCUCCGAAUUAGAGGUUUCCGGGUCGGAUCAAUUUGACCCGAUUGAGAGGAUCAAAACCGGGUUCAGCCACUUCAAGACCGAGAAAUACGAGAAGAAUCCUAAAUUGUACGGCGAACUAGCCAAAGGGCAGAGCCCCAAGUUUUUGGUAUUUGCUUGCUCGGAUUCUAGAGUUUGCCCCUCACACAUUCUGAAUUUCCAACCGGGAGAGGCCUUUGUGGUUCGAAACAUAGCCAACAUGGUUCCACCCUAUUGUCAGACAAAAUACUCUGGAGUGGGCGCGGCCAUUGAAUAUGCGAUAUUGCAUCUCAAGGUGGAGAAUAUUGUGGUGAUUGGACACAGUUGCUGUGGAGGUAUAAAGGGGCUCAUGUCUAUCCCUGACGAUGGGACCACAGCUAGUGACUUCAUUGAGCAUUGGGUACAAAUAUGUGCACCAGCAAAGACCAAGAUCAAAUCAGAGUGCAGUGACUUAAGCUUCUCUGACCAAUGCAGUAACUGUGAAAAGGAAGCUGUAAAUGUUUCGUUGGCUAAUUUAUUGACAUAUCCAUUUGUCAAAGAAGCCUUGGCAAACAACGCUGUGUCUAUCAAAGGGGCACACUAUGAUUUCGUCAAGGGAAAUUUCGAACUCUGGAAUCUCGAUUACAAAAUUUCACCAACCAUACUAAAUGCUUAAAAUUACAUAUAUAUGCAGCCCCAGCAUCCAACUUUGGAAUCGAGCUUUUUUUUUUCUUUUAUAUAUAUAUAUAUUUAAUAUAUAAAUAUCAUAAUGUUUUCCUUUAAGGGUACUCCUUGUUUGUAAAUUUUCUGUUGUCUUGUUAUCUUGGCAAAAAUAAUAUUGUAGCCUCAAUGGCACAUAUACAUCUUCUGUUUUUGUUAUGCUUAAUAAUAUUGGUUUGUUACCUUUGUUUUUCUCAA
This is a messenger RNA of Humulus lupulus (European hop), 1292 nucleotides long. Its product is annotated as carbonic anhydrase 2-like. The record is from RefSeq and is a predicted model, not a curated record. NCBI's taxonomy places the organism in Eukaryota, Viridiplantae, Streptophyta, Magnoliopsida, Rosales, Cannabaceae. Gene Ontology annotation, molecular function: carbonate dehydratase activity; zinc ion binding. The transcript is spliced from 10 exons. Gene Ontology annotation, biological process: carbon utilization. Bases 214 to 1050 code for a protein of 278 amino acids.